UUUUGCCUUUCGUAAUUCCUCGCGUCUAAUUACAUUGCCAAGCACGGAAUUACGUUCCAAGACAAGACUAACCGUGGUGAUUGACCAUGUCGACGGCCAUGGAGGUAGCCGGCGUUGCGAGUUCUUCUCCUGCGCCGCAAUUUGCGUGCUUGCCGCCUUCGUGCUCGGAGUUUGCCGGUCAAAACAACGACGUGGGUAGCGUUCUUGGCCUUGGGUUCUUGGCGCCGUUCAUCGCUGGCAUAGCCUCAGGGGGUGAUUCCUUGGCCCCCGAUGACGGCUUGAGGUGGACCCAGCUAGUCUCCGAUGUGGUGAUUGGUCUGGGGUGUUUACUCAUGUCGCUGACGAUCGUGUCGUAUGGGCGACAUACGCCGCCUCUGAGUGCGGGUGCGCGCCGAGUGGUUUUCGCCGUUGAGCAUCUUCGGCAUGAAUUGUACGACUUCCGUACACAAGAGGAGUUUUGCAAGAAUUUGCGAUUGCUUUGCAAUGACAUACACGACUCUUUGGAUCGCGAUACGAUUAUAAUGACGGCCUUGGAGGGAUUGACUAAGGUCCUAUCGCUGUCUUGUUCCGUGUUCGUCGCCCCAUCGACGUCCGACAGUGAUGAGUUGGCUAUCACUCAUGAAGCUCGGGCCGACGAAAUGGAUCCGUCAACAGGACAUGUCGCCUCUGUUGACAGGAGAAUGGUUAAGAGGGUGGUGCCAAGGAACGAUCCAGUGGUACAAGAGGCUCUCAGUGAGCAACGAGCAAUCACGGUGAGCACUUCGGACAGUGUACUGCACCGUUACGACGCCGUACCUCAUUUAAUUGAUCCACAAAGUUCUGCAGCGUUGGGAAGCUCUGCACGCGCGGGAAUGUCUGCGGCUUUGGGAUGCUCUGCGGCUCCUGGAAUUCCUCUCCAUCGCGGAGGUUCCCGUGCUCCAGGACGUUCUUUUGCUAGACGUUUGUCAUCAACGCAGGAAGAGGAUCUGAUAGCCGCAGCGCGUAUUCGUGUGAGAUUGUCGUACCCUAACGGUGCUGAAAAUGCGCUGCCGUCCAGAUCUGAACAAGGAACACGACGGCGUUAUGGAUUUCUGGAGGCGGAAGGUGGUCCCGGAAGAGCGUCGCAGGGAUGCGCGGGGACAGGCGAGAUCAAGCUUCCACAUUCCGAAGGUGGCGGCAUUCCGGCUGUUGUGAGAGAUAGAGAGUGGCAGAUGCAGAGCGGCAGCAGCUCGAUUGCCAGUACAAGUGUUGAAAGUGGCGCUGGUUUUGUGGCUGUUCCACGAACCUCGCGGACGGGAGCUCCGGCUGGAUUUUCUGAGUCUAUGGCCGCCGAGAGACAGACCGGAGCUCAGUCGCGAUCAUCGUCUCAGUCUAUGGGUUGGAACAGGCCGAGGGUCUCACUGUGCGGCAGACCGGAGAAGAGGGAGAACCGUACGCCGAUCACGGACGCUGCUUCCGGAGGUCCUUCCUGCGAAACGUCAGGUUUAGAGGUGCCGCCGUCGUCAUCGGGGUCCGCCCAACCUGUAGGGGGGUCAAAAAGUCAGAGCGUCUCGGAAACUGGGAUUGUUGAGAUAGAAGAGGAAGCUACGUAUGAGGGGAAGAAGGAUGACCAAGAUUUGGCGAUGGCGGCCGCAGCGGAGGAGGGGAUCUCGAAUGAGCGUGCUGGGCAAGAUGCCCGAGCGAGGUUCUUAUUGGCGUGUUGGUAUUCGUGCUGCCCGCUGGCAGAGGAAGGAAGUGGCACGGUUCCGAUCUCGCUUUGAUCGACAAAGUGCGCGACCAAUUGGAGGUGUCUUUGUCUCAUGCUGCCGUCGUUGACGUCACGCAUGCAAACAUGAUCAGAAUAGCCGAGGCCUGUGAUGGCCUUCGCGAAGCCCAGGAGAGGCGUCGAGCUGUCGUCAAGAGUCAUCACCACUUCCUUGCGGUCAGUUUCUCACCUCUUGCCCCUAUAAUACUGUGUGUCUGGAUCGCCUAAGCUUAAUUUGAUUUCCAAUU
Chara braunii is the source of this 1971-nucleotide messenger RNA. The record is from the annotation of a GenBank genome assembly. NCBI's taxonomy places the organism in Eukaryota, Viridiplantae, Streptophyta, Charophyceae, Charales, Characeae.